Messenger RNA from Danio aesculapii, 3223 nucleotides. RefSeq names its product leucine rich repeat containing 4Bb (gene lrrc4bb). Gene Ontology annotation, cellular component: plasma membrane. The transcript has 5 exons. NCBI's taxonomy places the organism in Eukaryota, Metazoa, Chordata, Actinopteri, Cypriniformes, Danionidae. The record is from RefSeq and is a predicted model, not a curated record. The coding region runs from base 510 to 2687 and encodes 725 amino acids. Gene Ontology annotation, molecular function: protein binding.
CCCUCUGUACGGCCACGACGCGCACGAGCUGCCUGCAUACACUCACCAAAAUGCGCCAAUAGGUUUGUAAGGCUCAUACCCCGGAUAAUCAAAUUACAUUCGAUUUUUUACACUUUAAAGCGAGCGAUUGCAUCGUUUUCGCCGGCGGUGGUAUGAUCUGUUAACUGUAUAUUCGCCGUUAUUCACCGCGUCCGCGCGCACUGACGCGCUCCGGAGACACCGAGGCAAAAACCACCAGGAGCAGAUCGUCGAGGAGAAAAGAAAAGGUUUCCACAUGGAUAUGAUGAUGAUGAUGAUGAUCGUUUAGACGAGGAUCUGGAUGAUGUGAUGAUGGCUGCGUGAGAAGAGAACGUAAGCAAAGCCAGUGCUGACUGUGAGGAUUCUGAUGGCAAGCAGGAGACUCCCGUAGCAGCGUCCAGUCUGUGUGGAUUACACUUUGAUGCCACAAGAUACCUGAUUCCACAAGUUAAUCGUAAAAAAAGAAAGGGGCAGGACAUGACUCAGUUGCCAUGCAGGCUGCUAUGGUAACAGGCUUUUUCAGCCCCUCCCCCCUCAUCUGGUUGGUCCAACUUUUGUUGUGGCCACACCUCCUUGGACCUAGAUUGGCCGAAGCCAGUCCCGCCUGCCCUGCUCUCUGUAGCUGUUCAAACCAAGCCAGUCGAGUGAUCUGCACCAAAAAAAGCUUAAAUGAAGUUCCACAGAGCAUCUCGUCCAAUACUCGAUACCUCAACCUUCAGGAGAACUCCAUACAGGUGAUCAGGUCAGACACUUUCAAGCAUCUAAAUCAUCUGGAAAUUUUACAGUUGUCUAAAAACCAGAUUCGUCAGAUCGAAGUGGGAGCGUUCAAUGGCCUUCCCAAUCUUAUCACCCUGGAGCUGUUUGACAACAGACUACCACUGGUACCAUCACAGGCGUUCGAGUACCUGAGCAAGCUGCGUGAACUCUGGCUGAGGAACAACCCUAUAGAGACCCUGCCAGCGUACGCCUUCCACCGCGUGCCGUCACUGCGGCGGCUAGAUCUCGGGGAGCUGCGCAAACUCAGUUUCAUCUCAGAGGCAGCGUUUGAAGGGCUGCUGAACCUGCGUUUUCUGAAUCUGGGUAUGUGCGGGCUUAAGGAUGUACCCAACUUGACACCUCUUGUGCGACUGGAGGAAUUGGAGUUGUCAGGAAACCAACUCGGCGUGGUGCGUCCUGGAUCAUUUCAAGGCCUGGUGUCUCUGCGCAAACUGUGGCUCAUGCACUCUCGGAUCUCAGUCAUUGAGAGGAAUGCAUUCGAUGACCUGAAGAACCUAGAGGAGCUUAAUCUAUCUCAUAAUUCUCUGCAUUCGUUGCCUCAUGAUCUAUUCACUCCACUGCAGCAGCUGGAGCGUGUGCAUCUGAACCACAACCCUUGGGUUUGCAAUUGUGACGUGUUGUGGUUGAGUUGGUGGCUCAAAGAAACCGUUCCUGAUAACUCCACCUGUUGCGCACGCUGCCAUGCUCCACCAGGCACUAAGGGCAGGUACAUUGGGGAUCUUGACCAGAGGGAUUUCACCUGCUAUGCUCCUGUGAUCGUGGAGCCACCGACUGACCUGAACGUAACCGAGGGAAUGGCAGCGGAGCUAAAAUGCCGCACUGGGACAUCCAUGACAUCUGUUAACUGGUUGACCCCCAAUGGUACCUUGAUGACCCAUGGAGCCUACAAGGUCCGAAUCUCUGUCCUUCAUGACGGGACUCUGAAUUUCACUAAUGUGACCAUGCAGGACACAGGACCAUACACCUGUAUGGUCACCAACUCUGCUGGCAACACCACAGCGACUGCUGUGCUGAACGUCUCCGCUCCGGACCCAGGUAACGGCUACAGCUACUUCACUACUGUUACAGUAGAAACCGUAGAGACGGGGCAGGAGGGACAUGAUUCGCCAGCUCGGCAGUUUGUCAAUGAGACCUUUAUUAGUUUUCCAGGACCGACGGCCACAUCUGCAUCAGCAGGGCCCACUGGCUCCAUGCUGUCCUCCUUGUCGCCACGAGCCACACGUGCACCAGAUCGACCAUUUACUGUCUCCAUCACGGAUGUGGCUAACCUGUCAGGUCUUGAGGAUGUAAUGAAGACGACCAAGAUCAUCAUCGGAUGCUUUGUGGCCAUCACCUUCAUGGCGGCCGUGAUGCUGGUCGUCUUCUACAAGCUCCGCAAGCAGCACCAGCUGCACAAACACCACGGUCCGGCACGGGCCAUUGAGAUCAUCAAUGUUGAAGAUGAGAUCGGAUCUGCAGGGGGAGCUAGUGGCAUCACUGGAGGGAGCACUGUCCACACGGGUGCAGGAACUGGUGGAGGAAGCGGACAGAGUCCGAGAAUUCAUGACCCUGAGAUCAUGACCCUGCCAAGCGUUGGGCAAUCAGAUCACCUGAACCACUACUAUAAAACGCACCACUUUAACAACAACGUGCUGGGCUUGAACAUGGCCACUGGAAUGCUCAACAAGCCCAUCCCUUCUUCUCAAAAUCAGGCUUCAACCAUGAAAAUGGGGCCUGGCGGUGACCCUGGCUCCAACUCAGGCUCGAUCUCACCUCCCCUGCCAAUUCCCAUCCCAAUGGCGAUGACUUUCCAUGGAACUCUGAAAGGCCUUAGUCACGUUCCCAAUGUGCAGACUGAGCCGCUGUUGCUAUCGAACGGCUCCAAGGAGAGUGUUCAGGAGACCCAGAUCUGAUUUCUCGCAUACCCACGCACUCGCAGAAAGGGGGGAGUAGACUGGAUUUUUACGCCAGAGUGACUGUCAAGUCUUUGACAUCAUGGAACUCCAUAAUCCCUUUCCGACAGAUUCCAUGGAAUAUUCCGUUCAAUGAACAGAGACAGGCUUUUACUUCUGAAGUGGACAUUUGGCACUAUCGAGUACAUAUGUGCCAAAGCAAGCGUCUUUUUUGCAGUUCUUAUGAGUUGUGUCCGCGUAUAAAAAAUAUAGUCUAUAUUAAAGUAGUGUAAUUACUUCAGUGUCAGUUUGCCACAGUCCAGAGACACCGAGUACACACACUGAUGUACAGCAGCUAACAGAUAAAACCUGUAUAAAAGCAUACACACAUUUACACUUCCUGGAGGUUGACAUCAUUAUUCAUCGUACUCACCUCAGUAGGUUGUGUACCUGUGUGUGUGUCUGUGUGUGCGCGCGUGUGUGUGUAUGUGUGUGUAAGGGACAGUAUUACCUGAGACUAAUUCAGAAAUAAAGACUUAAACCGCUGUGAUCCAGAA